Molecule: messenger RNA, 1728 nt
Organism: Kwoniella botswanensis
Lineage: Eukaryota; Fungi; Basidiomycota; Tremellomycetes; Tremellales; Cryptococcaceae
Exons: 4
Coding region: 1-1728 (575 amino acids)
Biological process (GO): fermentation
Cellular component (GO): membrane
Source: RefSeq, a predicted model, not a curated record
AUGGCCGUUCCAGAAGAGGUCAACUUGUUACUGCUCAUCGAGCUGGCUGCAGUCGUAAUCGGAUCUUCAGCCUUCUUGUUCUACUGGAAUCGACUACUCGGAUCCAUCGUAGCUUUCAUCAUUCGGCUGUAUACCUGGAGGAAUUACAAUGCGUAUAUAGUCAUUGGGUCAUUGCAGAUAGCUCCCCUGGCAGGGCGCAUAUCGUUUAGAGAUGUGGAAUAUCAUUCAAGCAACAUCUCGGUCAGAGCUCUGCACGGACAUGUCACUUGGAGAUAUUGGAAGUUUAGGAUAAGGCAUGAGACAGACUCGCAAUCUACCAAUACCAAAAGAAAUAAAUUACCAUGCAGAAUCACAGUAUUUGCCGAAGGGGUUGAGGCGUUUGUGUACAAUCGAACGCCCGCGUACGACGCGAUUGUCGAGCGAAUGAAGAAACAUGAACGUGAAGAAGCAGCGGCGAAGGGUUCACCGAGGUCAUCGGACGAUAUCAAUGGCGAUCCCGAUUCUACUCUGAGAUCUAGAUUAAAGAAGGUCGUUAAGACUUCCACCAGGGGAAGUGCUACUACGAAAGCAGCUACGUCAGACAAUGGAUUUGCUGAUCAUCAGCCUGAUCAUCACAAUGUCAACCUGGUCAAACCCACUCCCGUCAAGCCAGCUUCAGAAGGUGUUAAUUGGUUCCGUGAAGCUUUACCGAUCGAUAUCAGAAUCGUCACUGGGUCUCUUAUUCUUGGAAGCGAUGCGACACCCAUGGUCCUUAUUGGUGACUUCAAGCGUGCGGAAGGUAUGAUGGAGGUGACAGACUCUAGGUCAACUUUAGAUCUGUAUAAAACAGCUAUUAACCUCACUUUCCACAAUGCAAGCGUUCUUAUGCGUACCAACGUCGACUAUUCCGGGCCGCUCCUCGCUCACGGCAAAAAGGUUUACGACGAAUUGUUGAAGCGACAACCGGAUCUUACAUCCAAACCCCCCUCGGCAUUGUCAAUUUUCACCGGAUUUCACCUCCUAUCGAAGCAGUUCAAAUUCAUACACGACCCGAAAUUCUCUACUCCACCUGUAGCAGGUCUACCUACAGAUAAAAUAUGGAAAGGUCUAGCUAGAUAUCGGGAGCCAGAAAGUGGAGAAGUGAAAGGGCCAAAAAGGGAAGAGAGGGAAUACGCUAAAGUCACGACAUUACUUGAGACUCCUAAGCUCGAAUUCACAUACUAUGCCGAUACCCCUGGUGAGGUACCUCUUCCCUCGGAAGCUCCUUAUAUAGAUGAUCAGGAUCAGAUAGGAAAUGUAGAUCUUCCGCCAGAAUAUGGUAUAGAUAUCACGAUACACAAGGGGAAUGUCAAAUAUGGUCCUUGGGCAGAUAAGCAGAGAGCUUUCGCUCCUUCGCUUUUCUUCGAUUCAGAGAUCAAACCUAAAUUGCAACCGGGGGAUACCCGAGUACAUACUACUUUGGUGCUACAUCUGUUGUUACAGGAUGAGACCGUUAUGCGUAUACCCACUAGAGAGCCAUCUAAAGACUGGCAGUAUGACAACGUUCCUGCAGACGUUGAAAGAAGGUACGGAUGGUUAGAUGUGGUAGUCGGACCGAAUUCGUCCAUCUCUUAUACCCAGGAUCAAAUUGCUACGAAACAAGGGUACGACUCUAUGCUUGUUCUUCAGCUAGAUUCUAUCGGAAUCAGUUCGAGCGUUAAUCUGGAUACGUUCAUCAAAGCCAAAACCUGCAAGGUGAGUCACCUCUAA